AUGAACCUGAUACCGCCUCGAGACUCGAAUGUCCAGGAGCUGGAUCGAGGAUCACUCCUCUGCACCAACCGAAUUCCAUUUGCAAUUGCAUGCACGGCCGUCGUGGAGGGGUUCAGCAUGUGCCCUAAAGCCGGAGCUCCCGCCUCUCGGAUAUCGCUGCAUUGGAGAGAAGAGCGCAGGAAUACAGCAAGCUUAGGGACUCUUUUGGUUGAGGCUUGGUUUGGUUUCUACCAGCGCAAGUUCAAUGAUCAAAUACUUCGUCAACAAAGCCUCUGCUCCUCUGCCGGGCUCUUCAUAACCCGAGAUCAUCAAAUGGCAUUGGUACCAGAUGCACGUCUCAAUGCCUUUGAAACUCCCAUCGCAACUGUACGAGCCAUUGAUCAAGCGGACCUCUGCUGGAGAACAGUCGAACUUAGCCCACCUCUGCUCUACGAAGCUCUCGAUUCGGAAGCCUUGCCCAUACAGAGCAAGCUCUCCCAGGAGCAAUUGAGUGAACUUCAGCGAUCCACCCACUUCGACAAGAAGGAAUUGCAGCAAUGGUACAAAGGCACGUGCUUCUUGAAGGACUGUCCAUCUGGCAUGCUCACCAAAGAAGAGUUCCAAAAGAUCUACAGACAAUUCUUUCCAUUCGGAGAUCCUUCCUCAUUUGCCGACUACGUCUUCAAUGUCUUCGAUAGCGAUAAAUCCGGCUCGAUCGAUUUCAAAGAAUUCAUCUGCGCUCUCAGCGUGACGAGCAGGGGCAAGAUGGAAGAUAAGCUUGAUUGGGCAUUCCAAUUAUACGAUAUUGAUGGGGAUGGCAAGAUCAGCUACGAUGAGAUGCUUGCAAUUGUUGAGGCUAUCUACAAGAUGGUCGGAUCCAUGGUUAAACUCCCCGCCGACGAAGACACACCCGAAAAGCGCGUCCGGAAAAUCUUUCGCAUGAUGGAUAAAGAUGAGAACGGCAGCUUAGAUAUGGAAGAGUUCAAGGAAGGCAGCAAGAGAGAUGAGACCAUAGUAUCCGCGCUGUCUCUUUACGACGGCCUUGUUUGA
Lachnellula hyalina is the source of this 1029-nucleotide messenger RNA. It is a transcript of the gene ncs1, whose product is annotated as Calcium-binding protein. Gene Ontology annotation, cellular component: cytosol; intracellular membrane-bounded organelle; membrane. The transcript is spliced from 5 exons. NCBI's taxonomy places the organism in Eukaryota, Fungi, Ascomycota, Leotiomycetes, Helotiales, Lachnaceae. Gene Ontology annotation, molecular function: calcium ion binding. The record is from RefSeq and is a predicted model, not a curated record. Bases 1 to 1029 code for a protein of 342 amino acids.